This is a messenger RNA of Formica exsecta, 540 nucleotides long. Its product is annotated as liprin-beta-2-like. The record is from RefSeq and is a predicted model, not a curated record. NCBI's taxonomy places the organism in Eukaryota, Metazoa, Arthropoda, Insecta, Hymenoptera, Formicidae. Gene Ontology annotation, biological process: neuromuscular junction development. The transcript is spliced from 3 exons. Gene Ontology annotation, cellular component: presynaptic active zone. The annotation marks the transcript as partial.
AAAGAACGUGGGAUGCACGCGGGUAGUAGAACAAACAGCACGACAUCGUUGCCGGUAGAUUCGAGUGGCGGUUCUCUGGGCAGAAGGCGACGCAGAUUACGCAGUAGAGUGGACCGCGAUCAGAGGGCCAUGUCUCACAGCGAUCUGAUCUAUCACGAGAGAGAGAGGCCGCGUCACUAUUGCUCGCUGCAACAGUUUCACUGCGGAAGCGAUGUUUGCAUGAACAAUUACCAUAGUAAAACCGAGGAACGACUGAGAAAACUGGAAAGUGAACGUGGAGCGCUGCAUAUGGAAGUGUCAGUUCUGUCAGAGCAAGUCGACGCGCAAUCAAGUAAGAUUCAAGAGCUAGAGAGCAUGCUUCAGGAGAAGAAAGAUACUUUGAGGCAAAUGGAAGAGACGUUGCAAAAGGAAAUUUUAUCGAGAAGCGCUCUGGAGACGCAAAAGCUUGAACUUCUCACCUCCUUGUCUGAAAUGAAACUCAGGCAAGCUAGUUUGGAGCACGAGAAUUUGGCACUGCGUAGCACAAGUCCUUUAUCGAAU